Molecule: messenger RNA, 1384 nt
Organism: Aspergillus ibericus CBS 121593
Lineage: Eukaryota; Fungi; Ascomycota; Eurotiomycetes; Eurotiales; Aspergillaceae
Product: NmrA/HSCARG family protein
Exons: 5
Coding region: 56-1054 (332 amino acids)
Source: RefSeq, a predicted model, not a curated record
CAUCAACCAAACCACCCCCAACUAUCUAUCAAUAUCAGAAAGUCCCCCAAAUAUAAUGACAAUAACCACCAAACUAAUCACCGUCGUCGGUGCAACCGGCCGCCAAGGCUCCUCCGUGGUCUCCUCCCUCCUCCAAAACCCCAAUUUCCGCGUCCGCGCCAUAACCCGCACCCCAUCAUCCCCCAAAGCCAGACACCUCGCCAGUUUAGGUGCAGAGGUGGUCAAAGCCGAUGGCUUCAAUACCGAGGAAUUAUCCCUCGCUUUCGCGGGGAGUUGGGGGGCAUUUGUGAAUACGAAUUCUGAGGAUCCGGAACUACUAGCAAAAGGUCUAAACGACGAAGACCUCGGACGGAACAUCAUCUCCACCGCCGCGGCAUGCGGUGUGCAGCAUUUGGUGUAUAGUUCCGGUCUUCCAGUAUUCGAACUGAGUAAUGGGGCGAUAUCUAUCCCCGGGCUUGAUCUAAAAUCCAAAGUCUACACCCACGCUACAACCCUCCCUUUCCGCACCACGACGCCCAUAAUCGCAGGCUGGUUCAUGGAAAACCUCCUCGAACGCGAAUACGCCGAUCUCUUCGGGGGAUUCCCGCUCAUCCCUGAUGAAGAGGGGUACUUGACGUACAAAACGCCGCUGUGGGGUGGGAAAGAAGAUUUUCCCUGGAUCAGUAUCACGGAUGACUUUGGGGAUUUGGUGCAUGGGGUGUUUUUGAAUCCGGGGAGGUGGAAUCGGAGGGUUGUGCAGGGGGUGGGUCAGGUUUCGGGGUCGGAGGGGGUGAGUAAGGUUUUUGGGGAGGUGACGGGCAAAAAAACACGGUAUAUCCCCCUCCUUGAUCCCCAGGAUAUGAACACGCAAGGGGAGUUUUGGCGGGAACAGGAACGGGAUGUGUUUGUGUUUGCGCAGUCCAGGGAUGGGGAGUAUUUUUGUAAUGGACCGACGGAGGUGGAGACGGCGGGGGAGUUGAAGAGGGCAGCGGUUAGGGCUAAGGGAGGGGAGGGAAGGGAGGAGUUGAUGACGGUGAGGGAGUUUAUGGAGAGGGAGUUUGGGGGGAAGUUGUAGGUGGGGUUGCUUUGUUUGCUGUGUUGAGAGGGAUGGUCAGGUUUGGGGGACGUGUCUUGUUUGAGAAAUGAGGUGAAAUGACUGGCAUGUGUUAUGUCUAUUACUUGGAUAUGGGGUAGUUUGGCUGGGCGGUAUCCCUUGCGGUUUGCGUAUGGGUGCUAUGCACGGGGUGAGUAGCGGUCAAUAUGGGUUGGAUAGUAUGUCUGCAUAACGUGGUCAUGAGUGAGUGGAAAACUGUUUGCAGGCAAUGGGGAAAUAAUUACGAUCUUUCAUGAAUGCACUGUCGCUGGGGUAAAAAUGAAGGAGUCAGUUGGCUCUCCAAGUCCUUGG